UUGUUUCCACUGAGAUGAGAGACAAAAAUAGAAUUAUUCCAUGUCUUUUUGGAUGAAUGCCUAGCUGAAACUAUGCUGUAUUUGACUGACACAAGGACGCCGUCUUUGCUGAAUGCAUUUCUUUUUUUUUAAAAAAUGCACUGCAUGUAAUCUUUAAGACUACCCAGGCAAGGGGAGGAAGAGUGGAUUUAUACUAACCUCUUUCUUUGGCCAGUUGCUUUUGUCUGACUCUUUCAGUCGAUCACCAGAUCUUCUUGGCUUCCGCAUAUGCUUGGUGUGCAUCAUCAGAACGGGUUUUUGUCUCUGAAGAAGCAUGUGAAUGAUUUGAGAGAGGCAUGGCUUUCCCUGGGUUACCAGUUCAACGUAUGCACUUAAUCCAAAUGGACUCUGUCCAGCGAUGGAUGGAAGACUUGAAGCUCAUGACAGAUUGCGAAUGCAUGUGUAUUCUUCAGUCUAAACCCAUCAGCACAGAAGACGACACACAGAGUGAAUGUUCCCUUUCAUCACAACGUAGUGCCUGUGACAAUUUGCAAUUAUUGCUGAAAAGGGCUUGGAUUAUAAGCACUGAGCUGACCAGGAUUGUCCAAAAACUGGAGAAGAAUAGAUGGCAGAGGGUUCACAGCAUGACAGUAAGAGUCAAUUGCCACGUCCGCUCAAUGAUAAGUGAAUACAAUACAUUCACAAGAAAUUCCUGGGAAGAAAUGCAUCAGUAUGAAAAAAUGCUAGUGGAAAAAUGUUCAGAACUUACAACUGUUACUGAAAGAUGCAUACAGAUUGAAGAUGAACAAAUACUGAAGGCUAUGAAGGCUUGUAUUAAUGAUGCACUAACCACAGUUGCCCAGUAUUUUGGCCAAUUGAUAGAACUAGCUUUGACCCAUGAAAUAAAGAACUUGGUGAGGGAAAUAGAUUCAUCAGAUAACCUGUAUUCUGCUGAAUCAGCUACUAGCAGCUUACUCAGUCUUACCCACGAAGGCUCUCAUUUGUGUCGCAUCAUUGCUAAGGAAGGUGGCAUUGUUGCCCUCUUCAAGAUUUGCCGCCAGGAUUGCUUCAGGUGCCUGUAUCCUCAGACACUCAGGACGCUGGCAUCCAUAUGCUGUGUGGAAGAAGGAAUCCAAGAGCUGGAAAAGGUUGAUGGAAUAUUAUGCUUAGCUGACAUCCUUACAGAUAAUACGCACCCGCAAGCUACCCACGCAGAAGCUGCAGCAGUGAUUGCUCAAAUCAUGUCUCCUCAGCUCCCCUUCACUCAGCAUCUUGGCAGUUUCCUUGAGAACAUGGAGGAAAUUGUCACAGCACUUCUCAAAUUGUGCCAAGAGGCCACCUCUGGAGAGGUUUUUCUACUGGCUUCAGCUGCGCUUGCCAACAUUACGUUUUUUGAUACAAUGGCCUGCGAGAUGUUGCUCCAGUUGGAUGCAGUCAACAUUCUUAUAUCAGCUUGUUGCAACAAACAGAAAGUAGAUAGUCCAUAUUCCCGAGAUCAGGUUGUGACAAUAUUUGCAAACAUGUCUGUCCUGGGCCAAUGUGUUUCAGAAGUAAUCCAAGGAAAUGGUGUUCAGGUUUUAAUGGACAUGCUGUUUGAGAAAUCAUCUUCUGGGAAUCCACCAGAAGCAGCUGCUUGCGAACGAGUUCAACAAAAAGCUGCAGUUACACUUGCUCGGCUGAGCCGUGAUCCUGAUGUGGCGCAUGCGGCUAUAAAGCUCAACUGUAUCCCACGACUAAUAGAGCUUUGCAGGUCUCCAACUGAAAGAAAUAACAGCGAUUCUGUUCUGGUUGCAUGUCUGGCAGCAUUGCGUCGAUUAGCUGUGAUGAGUCCUGAUGGACUUCAAGAGUCUGACUUCCAGCAGUUGGUAAAGCCCCGGCUUGUGGAUUCCUUUUUGCUUUGUACCAACAUGGAGGAAAGUUUUGUAUAAAUAAAGGCCCUUACCACAAAGAAAGCAAUUAAUACUGUGCAGCUACAGUAUUAUUUAUGAUUAAUUUAUUUUAAAUGCUUAACAUCGAAAACCCAACACUGUUCACUUCUAAUCCCUCUUCUGUAUGCCAGGGCAAUUGCUGUUACAUAGAAAGGGAGGCUUCUCAAUACAGCUCCACCAAAAUUUGUUAAGGGUUUGAGUUCUGGCCAGAAGAGUAUAGCUGGAUAUGUAUUUAGAGAGACGAGCACAUAGGAGAGCCAAAAAAUUGCCCUAAAUCAAUAAUGUGUAGUGGGUAGAGUCUAUAAAUUUGCAGACAAUUAUAAUCUUACUGUUUAUAAUCUGCACUCCUCUUUUAAAGGGAAAUAAUAUGUAAGAAUGUCAUUUUUAAAAUAAAAUGAUCAUCAUCCUGAAGAACAUAAGAAUAUGAGAAGCCUGCUGUGUAAAGGGUUCUGUUUCAAAACUUGGAAGAUUACCGUAUUUUUCACACCAUAAGACACACUUUUUUCCCACAAAACAGGGGGGUG
Pogona vitticeps (central bearded dragon) is the source of this 2431-nucleotide messenger RNA. It is a transcript of the gene INSC, whose product is annotated as INSC spindle orientation adaptor protein. Gene Ontology annotation, cellular component: apical cortex. Gene Ontology annotation, biological process: apical protein localization; asymmetric cell division; regulation of asymmetric cell division. Gene Ontology annotation, molecular function: protein binding; cytoskeletal adaptor activity. NCBI's taxonomy places the organism in Eukaryota, Metazoa, Chordata, Lepidosauria, Squamata, Agamidae. The record is from RefSeq and is a predicted model, not a curated record.